Biomphalaria glabrata is the source of this 4701-nucleotide messenger RNA. RefSeq names its product acetylcholine receptor subunit beta-like 1. NCBI's taxonomy places the organism in Eukaryota, Metazoa, Mollusca, Gastropoda, Planorbidae. Gene Ontology annotation, cellular component: neuron projection; synapse; postsynaptic membrane. The record is from RefSeq and is a predicted model, not a curated record. Gene Ontology annotation, biological process: nervous system process; regulation of membrane potential; chemical synaptic transmission. Bases 136 to 1932 code for a protein of 598 amino acids. The transcript has 12 exons. Gene Ontology annotation, molecular function: transmembrane signaling receptor activity; acetylcholine-gated monoatomic cation-selective channel activity.
UGCGCGUGUACGGCUGAUCGUGUGCUCACGACUAGGUCGAUAUUGGCCCAGAUUGUCUCCGGAUGUUGAGCUAUUGAGAUAUGUUCUGUCUCCGGACAUAAGUUUACUUCCACUAGACACUGGUCCACCGAGGGAAUGCUAAAUUACAUGUUGUUGCUAUUUUUUUCAAUGAAUACACAGUUUCUUAUUAGCGCAGAGAUGGAUGAAAGAGAUAUAAAUGAACAAAAACUGCACGAAGAUCUAUUUCAUAAAAACAGUUACAACAGUUUGAUCCGACCAGUUGUCAACACCAGCAGUAGCCUAGAGAUCAAUUUUAGUUUGGUCCUCAGUGCUAUCAUCAACGUAGAUGAGAAGAAUCAAGUCAUCAUUACCAAUGUCUGGUUACAAAUGGAUUGGAUCGACUACCAGCUCGCAUGGGAUCCAUCAAAAUAUGGAAAUAUCUCCAAAAUCAAAGUAGAUAAUAAAUUUGUUUGGGUUCCUGACGUGGUUCUGUUUAAUAAUGCUGAUGGAAAGUUUGAACCUUCCUACACACCAAACUGUGUGAUUGACAAUAGUGGAAGUGUCCAGUUCAUCCCUCCAGCAAUCUACACCAGCUCGUGCUCAAUUGAUGUGGAAUAUUUUCCUUUCGAUCAACAAGAAUGUGAAAUGAAGUUUGGCUCCUGGACUUUUGAAGGCAAGACUUUAAACUAUAGUUUCUCAAGAGGCAAUGACAGAAUGGAUCUCUCAGAUUAUAUGAAGAACGGAGCUUGGGAUAUCAUAGAUGUUCCGGGUCACAAGUCUACAAUAGGGGACUCUAUUACAGGGGAGCCUAAAUCCAUCAUUGUUUUUAAAUUGGUGAUUCGAAGAAAGACUUUAUUCUACACAGUCAAUUUGAUCAUCCCGUGCUUCCUUCAUGCUCUGGUCUGUCUCUGUGUCUUUGUACUUCCCGCUCACGGCUCGGAGAAGAUAACUCUAGUCAUCUCAGUUCUUGUCUCCCUUGUGGUAUUCUUGUUGCUGUUACAAAAGAUCUUACCUCCCUCAAUGACUAUUCCUUUGAUUGCCAAAUAUUUUAUUUUUACAUUCAUCAUGAAUGUUCUGGAAAUUAUUAUGACAGUGAUCAUAAUCUUCGCUAGUCACAGGAGUCCAAGGACCGCCAUUAUGCCCAAAUGGAUUUGUUGGAUAUUUUUAUACAAACUUGUAUUUGCUAUGUCCAGACUGCCGAAAUAUUUGUUUAUGGAGCGACCAGAACAUGACAAAAAAUGGCAAAAGAAGAACUGUUCACCUCCACCGUCUUAUCCAAAUACUCCUCAGGUCCCGAGGGCAAAUUUAUUUGUUCGUCAGCCAGUUCCUGAGAAUCAACAGAGAAGACAAAAACCAAAGACUACAGCAACAACAAGCUCAGAUCUCAGAGAAAAUGAAAGAGUCAAUGAAAGAGUCAAUGCCUGGAGACAGAAAUUCAAAAAGAGCCAUUCGCCUGGCGUCACACUCUCAUCGUCAGCGUCAGGGAGUCAUUUUUCUUCUGAUGAAAGUCCAACAAUCGAAAUGCGUGAAUUUGCUCCACCUAAUCUUCCAACUAAUGGGCAUCGAUGCAUUUUGAGAGAUCCGGGAACUAGCCAAUCAGAAGAGAGUUUGUGUCAAGCAAAACCUUCAGAAAUAUCCAAAUUAAUGGCCUUCUCUGAUCCAAAUUUAAGUCCUAUAGAUUUAACUCGAGAACUUUACAGUGCCAGUAACGCCAUCAAAUUUAUUUGUCGGCAGAUGAAAAACAACGAAGAUUACAACACGGUUCUAGACGACUGGAAGUAUCUUGCAGCUGUACUAGAUCGACUCAUGAUGAUUAUCUUCAUUCUGGUCUCACUGGGAGGUACCUUGGGCGUUCUCAUUAAUGCCCCACAUAUCUUAGAGACUGUAGAUCAGGAUAAGAUUAUUGCCGAUAUUAUCAAAGCACGCAAUUAAACAGUUCACCUGUUGACUUUGUUAGAUCUUAGAUUCAAACACAAGUGUAUGAGAGAUGUAUUGAUGGAAUAUUAUUUUCUUGAAGAGCCCACCGUUCAGGGAUGAGUCAUUCAGUACAGAGCAAAUGUUUUCCAAUGUUUGUAGUUGAAGUACUCGAAUCAAAAGUGAAACUGAAGGCUUGUGUUGGACAGAAGGAAAAUCUAGACACUGUUGAUUUGUACAUUUGUGUUUCUCUUCCAUUGAAUUCUUCCUUAUUUUCUUUUUGUAAUUUAUACUGAACGAAUACAUUCUAGUAAACUCUCAAUGCCAUAUUAUAUGAAAUGUCAUACUUUAUCGAAAAUUUGACAGGUUUUUUUUGUCUUUUUUUUUUCUCCUUCCUUGUCAGUGUUCUAUUUGAGCAUUGUCCACCAUUAUUGUCAAUAUAGUGACUUGGCAGAAUUUAAGUCAUUGGUUAAUAUGCAUGACUAAAUGCAUGAUGCGUAGGACGUUAUCAUCUUCUUUUUUGAAGUAACGUUUGUAUUAUAUAAGAUAAGAUGUAGUCAACUUUUAGAGAAUUACUAUUCGUUGAAUUUAGACCUACAAAUUUUUUUGGCCAAAUGUUGCUUCAAAAAACAUUUUUUUGUUUAAAUGUUUGUUCUUUCUUAUGAAAUAUGAAAUGUUUUUUAAGUACUAUAUUAUUUUAAUUUUGUUAUAGUCAGGGUUUAUCUCUAUUUUUAAAGUCCUCUCUCUUGAAGUGUUUCAAGUGUGUGUGUGUAUGAGAUUAUACAAUUGUCUCCCUUUGUCACUAUUUACGUGAAACAUUAACAUUGAAACUUUGAAUGUAUUUAUUUAAGAGGAAGUAGACUAAACACAAAAGAGAUGUAUUCUGGUUUGAAACUAAAUCAUUGGAAACUUUUGUAGAUUCAUUAUAGGCUUCCAUUAUUUUAACUGUGUGAAAGUAUUUUAAAAAAAGAAAACAUUUUACUUUUGGUUCUUCCUAAAAUUUGUUUCAUGUCUGAGCCCCUCGCUCCUUUAAGAAUCGUUGUGUAUACAUACGGGCUCCUUUCAGUUUCUUGUGUUGUUUGCUUCUUUACAUGGAAGUCAUUUCUGGGAUCUUGUACUUAGAGUGUUCAACUUUCUGUGGCUCUUGUUGAAUUGAAGGGAAUGAACUCUACCUGGAGAAAUGUUCAAUGAGUAUAUUCUCUUAAAGUAUGGAGAUAGUUGGAUCAUCACGAUCAUUCUAUAGAUCACAUUGAGAUUGAUAAUGAAACUGAGAUUGAACUUGAGAACGAAAUUGAAAUUGAGAAUGUAAUUGAGAAUGAAAUAGAAACUGUGAAUGAAACUGAGAAUGAAAUUAAGAAUGAAACCGAGAAUUCAAUUGAGAAUGAAAUUGAAACUGAGAAUGAAACCGAGAAUGUAACUGAGAAUGAAAUUGAAACUGAGAAUGAAACCGAGAAUGUAACUAAGAAUGAAAUUGAAACUGAGAAUGGCAUUGAGAUUGAGUCUGAAAGUGCAGAAAGCAGUAUUGUUGAGGGGGAAGGGAGAUUUACAAGAGUGUAUAAAUAUGAUAUUUUUAUUUAUUUUGUUUUAAUUUGAAAUAUUAUGAUGAUCUAUUUAUUGAUCAAAUGUUAAACUUCGGAGUAACACUGUGUGUGUCUGUGUGUCUGAACUAAACUCCUCAUGAAUACGUUGAAGUCAGAAACUUGAGACAGAAACAAAAAAAACCCCUCAGAACUAAGAACAAGGAAACCCUAGCAAGCAAAGACUUGACAAAUAGAAUGCCGAGUCUAUGUCCAUUUCUAUAAAUGGUCACAGCCUAAUUUAUUUUUUUUAUACCUAUAGCUUAACGAGAGUUUUUUGUCCAAAUAUUAUGACCAAAGUCACGUGAUAUACAAAUGUGUCUAGAACAACGUUCUUUAAAAAAUAUCCCAACUUUCAAUGGACUUUGAAGAAGUAAUGACUACACACCACCACGUAAUGACUACACACCACCACGUAGUGACUACACACCACUACGUAAUAACUACACACCACCACGUAAAAACUACACACCUCCACGUAAUAACUUCACACCACCACGUAGUGACUACACUCCACCACGUAAUGACUACACACCACCACGUAGUGACUACACAUUACACACAUCCCCACGUAAUGACUACAUACCACCACGUAAUAACUACACACCACCACGUAGUGACUACACACCACCACGUAAUAACUACACUCCACCACGUAAUGACUACACACCACCACGUAGUGACUACACAUCACCACGUAGUGACUACACACCCACCACAUAGUGACUACACACCACCACGUAAUGACUACACACCACCACGUAAUGUUUGUCUACACACCACCACGUAAUGUUUGUCUACACACCAGACUUAACAAAUCUUUGUUUAAUUUAUAAACUAAACAACGUUGUAUUUGGUUCACCUUGUAUAGCAAUCAAUUCACGGCAUGGACAUUUAAUUCUCUAUUUUUAAAAAAACUAUGUUUACUUACAUUUGAUAUGUUGAUAUUUGUGUGCAAUAGUUUAUUAAUGGGUGCAAUGUUUUACACCUUUUUUUAAACAUAUUUGAUACAGUAGUGCAAUAUAGGUCAAUAUGUGAACGAGAUUAAUUUAUUUGUGUAAGAAUAUAAAUAUGAAAUAUAUUUGAUUUGUGGUUGUAUAUAUUGAAUCUGUACACUAAGCUAGUGAGCAUUACAAAACUGAAAUUAUUUUUCAUGAAAAUAUUCAGCAAUGUUGCAGUUUUAUAUUAAAAACUCUAUUUAAUAAUUUUA